Bradysia coprophila is the source of this 3829-nucleotide messenger RNA. RefSeq lists its product as uncharacterized. Lineage: Eukaryota; Metazoa; Arthropoda; Insecta; Diptera; Sciaridae. The record is from RefSeq and is a predicted model, not a curated record.
GUAUUGCGCCGCAAAACAAAUCUUACAAAUACGAACCCGGAUCGAUCCCGUCAUUUGCAGCUACCACAAGCCUAUUUGUUAAAUCGCACGCAUACUAAAAGUUUCUCGCCAGAAGCGACAUUCGCGGAGAGUGAGAGAAGAAAUGCAUCCAUUGUUUGCUAAUUUUUUUUUCUGUCGACAUUUUCUAUUGUGAUUUUUUGCUAAACAGGUAAUUUUGUAAAGUGUAUCCGUUGUCUCAGCACAUAUUCUGUGUAAAUUGCUCAACAUGGCACACAUCACAGGGGUCAAAAUAACCAAUUUUAUUAACAUCGGAAAGACAGCUACUUUCAAAGAAUUUGAUCAACAAAACGUUCUAGCUGGACUGUUCGUAGGAUUUAAAAAAAGUGUCGCCAAGGCGAUCUUCUUUGGACUAGGUGCUUCAAUGGAACAACUUUCACUUACUCAUUAUGAUGAUCUCAAAAUGGCUGCUGGCCUUACUACGGUAGUAGAGCUCACCUUGAAACACAACGAGAAGGAUUACAUCUUUCAACGAAAGCUAUUGAACCAAAACAAACAAGAGUUUGUGUACAAUAGUAUGUCCGUUGACGAAGAUGUGUAUCACGCCGAGUUAAAAAUGAUUGACUUCGAUAUGAGCAAGCAGAUGCUGUUCUGUGACAGUUCAAACGUCCUUUGCAGUAUGCUAGCAACACGACCACUCGAUUUGAUGAGUACCAUCACCGGUUUGAAAAUGCAAACAAAUUCUGCGGUUAAGCACUUCCGUGGAAUCAACGAAUCGAAGAAGACUUUGGAUCGUUUGAAAAAGUAUGACAGUUGGUUGAUCAACGGCAUAAAGAAACUGAAUGACGCAUUACCGGAAUUUCAAGAGUCACACCCUGCUGAAUUUUCCGCCUUCACAAUUUCCAAUUUGAAGCGUGAAGAAAAAGAAAGAGUGGCAAGGAAAGCCGAAUUGGUGGCUUUGCAAGCUGAGUCAGAUGCAUUGAACGGGGUCAUUCAGAGCUUAAGGGCGACAAUUGAACGAGAAAGCGAACUUCGCAAUCAAAAAACCGGAGAAAAUUGGGAUAUGUUUCAGCAAAUUGAGCAACCAGAAGACGUGUCUGAGCUCUUACAAAAUUGUAAAUUGGUACUUGGCACACGUAAGAUGAUUCUUGAACGUUCGUUGGCGCAAGUACAGGAGCGUCUCAAAACGACUGAACGGCUAUUAACAGAGCUCGAGCGACUGAAAAACGAAUCCGAACGGAAUAUAACAUUCAUGAAGGAUGCAUCUGGAACGCAUCGGAAAAGUCGAAUGAUACCCAGGGACAAUUUGCUCAAACUCUAUCCCAUAUUCCACGGUAGCGAGGAAUUGGAUAUGGACAAACUCGAACUAAAAUUGAUAGUGAAAAAGGGAGAGUUGACAAAGAUGAAGAACGAGCACGAAAUUUUUCAUUUUUUUGAACAAGUUUUACCGCAGCGCAAAAUAAAGGAAAUGGCAGAGCCGGAAAACAUUGAAGAAAUACUUGCCGAGUGCAAUGCGGCCGUAAAAGACAUUUUCCAUCCGAAGGCGUACAUGCCAUCGAAUGAAAAACUGAAAUUGACGAAGCUAAGUUCGUUGAUUCCCAGCAGCAAAGGCUUCUUGUUACAUGGAACAUUCCGUGCGAUUGAUGAACAGCACCAGGCGUUCAUCGAAAAUAUUUUAGAGGAUUAUUCGUCUGUGAUCGUAUUGUUUAAAGACACGGCCGCAUCCAUUUAUGAUAUUCUGAAAAAGGAGUAUGCGGAAUGGUACCCGAAUGUGACAUUUUUGGUGCUCAGUGAGUUACCAGAACCGAGAAGCAGAGUAGGGUAUGUGGCACCACAGGACCAUUGGUUGAACUACUGUACAUUUACUCACACACAUAUCGAUGAUAAGAACCGUCGCAAGCUGAUGUUCUACUUGGGUAAACAGCUUGAGAUCUACCGCGUCGAAUCCGUUUACGAAGUCAAGGAAGCAUUCCGACAUGCAACCAAGAAAUAUGUCGCUUCCGUGGAUGGUCGUUUCAUAUACACACGUCACUCCUUUGGAUUUGAUAUAAUAAAAUAUAUCAGACCGGGAAAGACACCGGAAGGUAUGGAAUUCGGUGAGUCAUGCCAACGCCUGGAAGAUUCAAUCCGUAAGCUCAGUGAACUUACGCUCACAUUUAUGGAAACAGAGAAUGUACCACGCCAGCCACCAGUGUCCAACACCGCCGCUCUCGAAGCAGAAGUGGAUAAACUCGAACAAGAGUUUGCCGAAAAACUGCGACGCAAGAACGAUCAACUGGAAGCUCUGCACCGUCACAUAAAUGAACCGUACGAGGCGCCGGACGUACAAAAUUAUGCUGAUGCUCUGGUGGAAGAACAACACAGACUGGACUCUAUUAAUGGACGCAUAACUGAAGCCCAAGGUGAAAUUGCACGGCACAGAACAGAAAUCACGUCUUUGUUAGCGAAAAUAGAUGGACUGAGAAAAGACAUCGAUUUGAAAGGAAAAAUUGCUGUGAAUGAACAGGAUAUUGGUAAACACAACAAAACCAUCAAAGAGAGCGAACAGCAAAUGACAAAGCUGAACAUGAGUGUUGCGCGACUUCAAUUGAAAAUUACAAAUUUGCUACAAGAAGUAGCAUCACUCAAAUACAAGACCAUAAAAACGGUCCUACAAGCUCAUCAGGCAAACAUAGAUUGGACGACUGUCGAUUGCAUCACGGAGCCACGGACACUUUGGCAAGACAUCCAAAAUGGGAUCUACAUAGACCCACUGGUGAUGCAGAUCAACUUCAGUGAUAUGGACGACAUUUUCGAUCGAGACGUUUUUUAUGCGUCUAGCGGAUGGUAUGCGGUACGAGAUAUAUGUCAACAAAGGGCAACGGAAAUGAAUGUGACAUAUAGUGCCGCCAAAGCAAAAUUACAAAAUUGCGAACAACGGUUUAACCGCCUGCGAGCCAUCAUCAUCAAUCAAUGUAAUCAUUUCAGCAUCCUAAUCAACACAAUAUUGAAUGAUAUUGGUAGAGAAAUCCAUCCAAACGACAACAUUGUUUAUGAGAUCAACUUCGAUUUUGACGCGAUGCUCAAUAACAAUUCCGCGACAUUUAAAAUAAAAAUCGACGGUGACGUCAUUGGUUUCAAAGCUUUGAGUAAAGCGGAUCGAUUGCGAACAUCUUGGCUGCUUUUCGCCGCUUUGAACGAGUAUUCGAAGGCGCCAUUCGCAUUCAUUGACUUGGAACAGAUGGACGACGAGGGUGCAAAAUUGAUUUAUCCCAUCAUCCGACGAAUGUCAGAGAAAUGUCAGCUAUUCAUAGAUGUGUCUUCAACGCGUGACAGUACCCUGGCAAAUGUGCAUUACGGGUUGAAUCCGAAUGACGGUUAUAGCGAUGAUGGUCAGCGAUUGACGAAAGUUAUACGACACGACAGCACUAAAUAUGUAUAUGUUGAUGUUGAAGGCAACGUCGACCAACGUGAUGGAACCGUCGACCAACGUGAUGGAACCGUCGACCAACGUGAUGGAACCGUCGACCAACGUGAUGAAACCGUCGACCAACGUGAUGGAACCGUCGACCAACGUGAUGGAAGCGUCGACCAACGUGAUGGAAGCGUCGACCAACGUGAUGGAAGCGUCGACCAACGUGAUGGAUACGUCGACCAACGUGAUGGAACCGUCGACCAACGUGAUGGAACGUCGACGAACUCAGAUUAAUACAUUUAUAAUCGAUAAUUCGAUUAACUUAAAUUUGAACACGUUGUUCCCAACUUGAAUUUUGACGAUUAAUAUUCAUCUUAAUUUCUAAACUUUUUGUACGUAGGAUGCUGUAAGCUUCUACAUCGUAAAUGUUAAUAAAUG